Molecule: messenger RNA, 762 nt
Organism: Raphanus sativus (radish)
Lineage: Eukaryota; Viridiplantae; Streptophyta; Magnoliopsida; Brassicales; Brassicaceae
Product: 40S ribosomal protein S11-3
Exons: 6
Coding region: 141-620 (159 amino acids)
Biological process (GO): translation
Cellular component (GO): cytosolic small ribosomal subunit; ribosome
Molecular function (GO): structural constituent of ribosome
Source: RefSeq, a predicted model, not a curated record
CUGUGUUGCGCAGGAAAUAAGUUAUUUUAACUCUUCUUCCACAUUAGGGUUUUGUUUCAUGAAAGCAUAAAGCCGUCGCUGCCGCUCUAUCCGUCCCCUCUCUACUACAUUCUUACCUGUCGGGAACAAAACAACAAGCCAUGGCGGAACAGACUGAGAAAGCUUUUCUAAAGCAACCUAAGGUCUUCCUCAGCUCCAAGACAUCAGGCAAGGGAAAGCGACCUGGGAAGGGUGGAAACAGAUUUGUGAAGAACAUCGGCUUGGGCUUCAAGACUCCUCGCGAAGCCAUUUCAGGAACUUACAUUGACAGUAAAUGUCCUUUCACUGGAACUGUUUCUAUUAGAGGUCGUAUCUUAGCUGGUACUUGCCACAGUGCCAAGAUGCAGAGGACCAUUAUCGUGCGAAGGAACUACCUUCACUUUGUCAAGAAGUACCAGAGGUACGAGAAGAGGCAUUCGAACAUCCCAGCUCAUGUCUCUCCUUGCUUCCGUGUCAAGGAAGGCGACCAUGUCAUCAUUGGCCAAUGCAGGCCAUUGUCCAAGACUGUGAGGUUCAAUGUGUUGAAGGUGAUACCAGCUGGUGCUUCUGCUUUCUCAAAGAAGGCUUUCACUGGAAUGUAAGGAGGGAUUUUCUUGGAUAGUGUUGAGAUCUACUACUAUUUUAUCCAUUUUAUCUAUUGAGAAUUUCACAUUUAAUUUUCAAGAUUUUAAUGCACUAUGAUUUUUGUCUACUUGUUAUAGCUUUUUAAUCCCAGUUUCGAGA